Ziziphus jujuba (common jujube) is the source of this 1685-nucleotide messenger RNA. RefSeq lists its product as uncharacterized. Gene Ontology annotation, cellular component: endoplasmic reticulum. The record is from RefSeq and is a predicted model, not a curated record. Lineage: Eukaryota; Viridiplantae; Streptophyta; Magnoliopsida; Rosales; Rhamnaceae. The transcript is spliced from 6 exons. Bases 531 to 1613 code for a protein of 360 amino acids. Gene Ontology annotation, molecular function: calcium ion binding.
UUUUAUGCUUUAUCUUCUUCAUGUUUUCAUCGAAUUAUGAUGUAUGAUACGGAAAGGCCGUUAGGGAUCCAGUCAUUUCACACUUCUCCUAUAAGCCUAUAAUCAGAGCACUGAAGCGCCCCUCCUUUUCAGCUGAUUCUCUUCCAAUCUGCUUGUGUUUUUUUAUUUUAUUUUUAUUUUUUGAGAUUUAUGAAUUGUCUGAAAUUUAAAUAUUUUCCCCAUUUAUUCAAUUUUGAUCGACUCUAUUAGAGAAAUUUUUCAGUGAACAAGGUAUAUAAUUAUAAUCCAAGCUGGUAAACAAAAACCAAUGGCAUAACAGCAUGUGUAAUAGUUAGGUAGGUAUUUCAUGUGGUCUAUGUUAAAAAUAAACAAGAGCCAAAAGUCGGCCAAUGAAACUCAUGGAUUCUCCAUGUACCUUCCGCUUCUAACUGUCAAUAACCGCUUUUCCCUCCACCCAGGUAAGAUGGGUGAUGAGAACACCACCUUAACUUUUGUUCUCUCUCUGUGUCUUCCCCUGGUUGCCAAAGAACAUGGCAAAGGCAGUGGCAUAUGCUCUCUUGGCCACUGCCUUUGUCAUCUUCGUCGUCUUCGCCCCUGCCAACCCACCUGUCCCUCCUAAUCAUCCAGGGAUAAACAGGCGUCUUGGAAGCAGUUUCGGGUUGUCUACUUUUGAUCCUCUUGUCACAAAGAUCCAAAGAUAUGCUGAGGAAAGAAAAGGAUAUGAUCAUCAUCAACAUGAUAAUAUCGUCGGCGACGAUGAUGAUGAUGAUGAUGAUAAUAAUAAUAAUAAUGGCUUUGCCAACGAGAUUCCAGAUGCUAGCCAAUAUUUUGGAGAAGAGGGCAGGUUAAACAUCACAUUAAGGUUGAUCAUCUUGUUCCCUUUGUUAGAUAAGUCGCCCAAAGAUGGUGUGGUUAGUACUUGGGAACUUAGGUCUUGGAUCACAGAACAAGCCGUGGAAAGGUUGAAUUAUACCACACAGAAGGAGUUGGCAUCCCAUGAUAAGAAUGGAGAUGGAGUUAUUUCUUUUGGGGAGUAUCUGCCCCAGUUUUCAGAUGAAGAUAUUGAGAAAAAUGGCACGGCACAUGGAGAAGCUGGAUGGUGGAAGCAGCAGUUUAUGAAUGCUGAUGUUGAUGGGGAUGGAUCUCUUUCAUUUGAUGAAUUCAAAGACUUGUUGCACCCACAAGACAGUAAAAAUGAUAAAAUUCAGAAUUGGCUUCUAAGAGAAAAAAUAAAGAGAAUGGACCAGAAUGAUGAUGGGAAAUUGAAUUUUGUGGAAUUCUCUGAUAGUGCUUACAGUAUCUACAAGAAUUAUGUUAAAUAUGAAACAUCUGGGGCUGAUGUACCAACAGCAGAAGAGAAGUUUGCAGAGCUUGAUCUUAACAAGGACAAAUUUUUGGAAGUGGAAGAACUCAAACCCAUGCUCACUUACCUCCAUCCUGGAGAAAUUUCAUAUGCAAAAUAUUACACAAACUAUCUACUCCAUGAGGCUGAUGAGAACAAGGAUGGCAAUUUAUCACUUUUAGAGAUGUUGAACCACGAGCAUAUUUUCUACAGUACAGUCUAUUCUGAUAGCGUUGAGGAUGAUGGGGAUGAUUUCCAUGAAGAGCUUUGAACCAAUUUUUAACACUUUUUUUAUUUUUUAUUUUUUUUUAUCGGUGAUUUAACCCCCCAAAGUGAGUGAAUU